Molecule: messenger RNA, 3012 nt
Organism: Schizosaccharomyces octosporus yFS286
Lineage: Eukaryota; Fungi; Ascomycota; Schizosaccharomycetes; Schizosaccharomycetales; Schizosaccharomycetaceae
Exons: 3
Coding region: 104-1174 (356 amino acids)
Source: RefSeq, a predicted model, not a curated record
CCUUGAUACCUCCAUUCUUACCAGGUGCAAAAAUUUCGAGAACCCUGCCUUUUGAAAGUUUUAGGGAAGGUUGGUAUAAUUUAUCGUUUUUUACAAAUAAAAGAUGUCGGAAUUACAAGAGCUAGCAGGAUUUUUGCAUGAUCAGAAUCCACAGGUGAGAAUGCUGGCUACACAGCAUUUACUCCCUUACACAGCAAGAAACAGCCCUCAAUUUGAUAUUUGGUUUAACAAUAAUUGUGAACCUGUGAAGGAUUUGAAGGCAUUAUUGAAAGAUAAACCACAAAUCGCUAGUCAAGCGAUUACCGCAUUGGUAAACGUAUCUCAGAAUGUGGCAGUUCGUAGGGUCUUGAUGGAUGAGGAAUUCUUGAAUCUUGUAUUCAGUAUUGUCACGAAUCCUGAGCACGGUCUCGCCGAUUUGACAUGUAUGCUUUUGUGCAAUUUAGCCAAGGAGGAGGAUUUUGUUCGCAUCUUAGACAUGAAAGUUCCUCUUCGCGAAUUUUCUCUUAGCAAAAAUAUUAUUGAUCAAUUGAUGGAUCUGUUCGUGAAGGGAACAAAUCAUGGUAUUAAUCAAUAUGCAAACUUUGACUUCCUUGCUAAUGUGUUUGCCGAUAUGACACGUUUUGAAAGAGGAAGAAAAUAUUUUACUACAAUUCAAGAAUAUGACAAUGUUUACCCUAUUUCAAAAUUGAUUGUUUUCACCGAACAUAACUCUAUGUUGCGCCGUACUGGUGUAGCAACCAUCAUCAAAAACAUUUGCUUUGAUACACCUUUCCACAAAAUCCUUAUGGACGAAGAAGGUGUAAAUUUGCUUCCAUAUAUUUUGCUUCCCUUGGCUGGUCCAGAAGAUAUGGAUGAAGAAGAUAUGGAGGGAAUGUUUGAUGAAUUGCAGUUGCUUCCCGAUGACAAGAAACGUGAACCAGAUAUGUUUAUAAUGAAAACACAUGUCGAGUCAUUGAUUUUGCUUUGCGCGACUCGUGAAGGUAGAGAACACUUGAGAAGUCGCAAAGUCUAUCCUAUUAUUCGUGAACUUCAUCUUCACGUUGAGGACGAAGAUCUACGAGGUCUAUGUGAUCAAUUGGUUCAAUUACUUGUCCGUGAUGAAGCUACCGGAGAGGACGAAAAAGCUAUUGAAAAUCCACCCGACGAGGAGGACGCUAUUAUAGAAGUCGAUUAGAUGUAUACUUUUUGGAAAGCAAGGAGACUAGGUGGGCACUAAGGUUAUUUUAGGUUUUGAGAAAUAUAAAUAAAAGUUUGGACUAUAUGGAUGCAAAACGAGAUUUCAUGUAAAUUAAUUGUUUUCAUACUAUUUACAGGAAUACAACCUUUCUCUCAUUCAUGGUUAGUUUGUUGAGUGUCGUUGAAGAUACGUACAUCCUGUGGUAAAAGACUGACGGGGUAUGAAAAUAAAUAUAGCAAGACGAUGGACGGGAUUGGCAUAUUUCUUAAACAAAAAAUAUGAUGGAAGGAUCAAGUAAAAGAUAUGGAAUAUAUAAUAUAAGCUUGAGUAAAAGAGACGAUUCCUUUGGGAAAAUGUAGUAACAGGAAUAUAUUUUCAUGUAGUGGCCCAAGCAGUUGGUGAUGUUGCCUACUUAUUUUUUAAAUUUGUGUUUGCUGAAUUGUGAAUAUGAUAUGAUAUCUUUGAUGAUGGCUGAAUUAGGACGGAGAAAUUACAAAGAAGGAAAACAGAAAAAAAUAGAAAUGGGAGAGAAGCAAGGAUAUCCGAACUUCUCUUGUAAUUAUUUUUUUUGUAACUUGUAGGAACGAGGAAACAGUGCUUUUUUCCCGCUAUGGGAAUUAUUAUCAAGGAAACAUGUCCUCCGAACCAACUUUGAAAGUAUAUGAAUGAAAUGGAAUAGUCUAUAAGAAACGUGGUAUGGAUGUGGGAAGCAACGACUCACUCGAUGCCAAAGUGGAGAAGCAGACUAGCUUCUUGUAGCUUUCUUAAGCUCAGAAACAGUAGUCACCACUGCUUCUUUGAUUCCUUUUUUGGUAGACAAAGAGGCGGAUCAUAUACCACUAAGAGAACAACGAAUUCCUGUCUCUAUGCCACCGGAAAUUUUCCCCAUGGCUUUCUUGAAGACCUUGGUCCAUGCUUCAAAAGUCACUGUGGAAUUAGCAAACGCGCAACGCGUAAACACACUUCAUAAUGGAGUCAAGACUCUUAGCAUAUAAAAUCCAUGCAAGAGAAGUAGCGUAUACAAAGAAAAAUCCAACAAGGUAAAUGGGAAGGAUCCAUAAAUUGUGACAUGAGUAUGCAGGGUAGACACAAGAGGAGAAAUGCAGCAGAACAGACUGGCACUGUGAUGUAGCAAGGCACAGAAUGAGUUAUUGAAUCGUUCUCUUUCUCAUGUGGUUGGGUUUCAUGGGAAAUUUCUAACGUCUCUAAAGAGAAAUCCGAAUUAGCACUAGAACUCGUCUAAAGCAACUCAUGGUUCAAACGACAUCAAUUUCAAAACGGGGAACAAAAAACCAAGAAAAAGAAAAAGAGUUAUUUUUGCAAUAAAAUGUUCAAUUCAUUUACCUGAUCAAGGAGGAGGUGGUAUCUUUUCUUCAGAGACUCUGGACUCAACGUAUUCAUUUUCCUUUUCUGCAAUGUCAUCAGAUGGAUGCCAAUUGUCCUGUCGCUUUUGUAAACUUGCAUAUUCCUUCUUCAUCAUAAAAGGUUAUGGUAAAGACUCAUCAGUGCAGUCAGUCAUCGACAAUAUCAUCCAGACAGUAGGAACAUGGAAAAGGCCUACCUUUAUCCAACUAUUGCUUUCAUGUUAAACAUAACGCACGUCAAAAAAUAAGAUGAAUAAUUACUUUUUGUAAAUAAAAUAAAAAGAAAAAAAAAAAAAAAAAAACGUUUGAAAACUUGCAUUCUACUGCUCCCUCUCCAUCAACUGUUUGUUUAUUUAUUUACAUGUCGAAAUUAAGAAUAAAUUCUUUGUUUAUUUACAUUUCGUCAUAAUCCGAGCAAGCUUUUCUGCCUCCUGUUCCCUCCCUACAACGUGUGGCCUAACUUAUCCUAUC